ACCGGCGACUUGAAACGGUCACGGCGACUCGAAUGGAACCGAUCGCGGUGAUCGGGCGCGUCCACGCGCUGGCCGACACGGGCGGCGACGUGCCCGACGGCCUGGGCGUGUGUGACUCGACGCUCACUUGGAUACAUCACGCGGAGGAGAAGCAGUUUGUGUUCAACCGUGUGGUCGACGCCAACGAGUCCCCCACGGACGUUGUCGGGGGCGACAUGGUCGUUGCCGCUGCUGCUGGGAUGAACACGGCCGUAUUCGCCAUCGGCCAACAAGGAUCAGGCAAGUCGACAACACUCUUUGGCCCCGACGGCAUCAUUGCCUACGUCGCCAAGGGAUUGCUUGUUGCACAGUGCUCCGUGGCCCUCAGCCUCGUUGAAAUCUACGGCGACAUGGCCACCGACGUGCUCCACGGCAAUGCCCAUGUGUUUCGACCGCAAUACCAUCCCUUGAUCGGUGGCUACGGCGCCGACGUUGCUCGCAUCGAUGUGCCGGAUGUCGCCAUGCUCGUGCAAGUGCUGCGAUUAGGCAUUCGGGCCAUGGCCAUUGACGCAAUUGUGACCAACAAAACCACGACCAAGUCCAGCCGCGUCGUGACGCUGCAUGUGACCUCCAUGGACGGCAAGCGCUGGUCCCGCGUUGACUUUGUCGAUAUGGCGGCCCCCGGCAAUGCACGCCGCCCCCUCGUUCCAGGCGACGUGGGGUAUCGACUGGAACAGGGUCCAAUGAACUUGAUCGAGUGUGCCAAACUCUUAGCGGACGACGUGCCGGUGGACAAGGUGCCAUUACAGGGAGCGUCGUCGCUCGUGACGCUAGUCAGCCACACACUCGGCGGGCGGUGCAAGACGUUUGUGAUUGCUCACGUGAUUCAAUCCGCCUUGCACAAUGACGAGAACCUUGGUACCCUUCGGCUCGCCAUGCUCCUUCGAGGCAUUCGAAACGUCGUCGAGCCAAAUGCGUAUGGCGCCGCCUACAUCGUGUCGCAAAUCGAAGGUGACGUGCAAGGCGAACGCGACCACUUGGACAAGGUGAAGCGCCAGCUAAGCAGUGCUGCGUCCAAGUCGCUGCAUCAGGACAGUGUCGAGGUGGACCACCAAAGCGCGCGGACCAAGAUCAAGGCCCUCGAGUCGGUCGUCCAUGCCUUUCAAAAAUCUGCAUUGGAACGCGCCGACGACUGGCUCAAGUUCAAACGACGGGUCGACAACGACGAAACGAAACUCGGGUCAAAGGUCGUGGCGAGCGACCGCACGAUCCACCACUUGCAUCUCGUGCGGCUCCACGACGACCGACUUUUUAGCGGGGUCAUUGCGUAUCACGUGGCAGCUGCCGACAGCAAGAUGAGCCGCGACAGCACUGCUGACAUCGUCCUCGUUGGCGGGGGCACUUGCGUCUCUGCCGCACACUGCGAGUUGCACGUACCAGUCCCUGGGACUGUCGAGGUGGUGGUUGUCGGAGCGCCAAGUGUAGUUUGCUUAGUCAAUGGGCGUCCCCUUGCAGCUGGGGCGGCGCCGCGGGCACUAGUCCAUGGAGACACCCUCACAUGCGGCUCACGCAAUGUGUUUCGAGUCGUGCAUCCCGACGAAACCAUCCACCCGUCUUCCCGUGAUGACAUUCAACAUGUCAAGACAUAUCGGGACGCGUGGCUCGAUCGAGGGGCGGUGCUCCAGACGUACCGACACCCCCUGGCGAAUACACUGACGCAUGACGAAGCGCAGCGCCGGUGCCAUGCCGCUCUGACUUCGAUUCUCGACCGCAUUGCGUCGAUUCGAACAAUGUUUGCACAGAGCGUCGUGGACGUUGACGACGAGCGCGAUGUGCACGACGUGAUGCUCCAGCGAGGCGCCGCGCCACCGCCAAAGUACAUGGCAACACGUGUACGCCCCGACACCAUCAAGCGCCUCUCGACCGCCGCGAUCGCGGAAAUGAACGCUCUCGAGUCUCGGAUAUAUUCGCGGGACACGAUGCGCCUCCUAGAUGCAGUCGACGAGUUCGCAGCGAUGUGCCAAGAGCUCUGCACACCGAUCGACGUCCGUGCGGUGCCGAUGGUGAACCAUGCCGCCAUGACGAACGACGACGACCCCAUCGACCGCGACCAACUGUCGACGGACAUUUGGGUAGUCCUAUCGAAUCCAUCCAACGCACGUGAGCGCAUAAUCUUGCGACCAGCGGACUUUGAGAUCCGCCUCGCGUUGUUGCGCGUGUUGUUUCAGCAGCACCAAGUCAAACGACCCGUCGGUGCCCCGUCGACGAAGACUGGAAUCGCGCUUUCCCCCCGAGUCGCUGCCGGCACAGGCGACGGCGAUCCCCUCCACCUCACGUCGACGGAAGAGCGGAUUGGGGUUGCGAGGGUGCACUUGGGCAAACUUGCCUACUAUUUUGACGUCGACGACGCGCUGCCGAUCGUAAGCGACGCCGGCCAAGUCGUGGGCCAUUUGAUGGUGCAGAUCCAGCCCCAUGUGGCCCACACGGACGUCCACGCGGUCCGACCCGACAGGGUGCAGUUUAUCCAUCGCGUCAACCACGACGUGGAUCACGAGGAAGAGCUGCGGGACGCGAUUGGGAUGGACGUGACGGUGGCGUAUCGAGUCAACAUUCGAGGCGCGCGGGGGCUCCCGCCCCAAGUCACGAGCAAUGUCUUUGUCGAGUACGUCUUUUUCGAGGACAGCGCGGCCAACACAACAAGUCCGAGCGCGUGUAAAUCGAGGCAUCCCGUGAUCGAGCAAGCGUUUAUGCAUCAUGUGCUCAUCACGGACGAAUUUUGCCAGUACGUGGCAAUGACAGCGCUCGAAUUCCAGGUGUUUGGGUAUCGAGGCGAUCACGUUGUGGCGGGGCCGCAGAAGAAACGGGAUGAAAUGUUUUGGAUGGAAAUGGAAGCCAAGGCAAUGCAUGCCGUUGUCCAAGGGCUGCAGGAAAAGGUCGGGUCCCUCGAAAGCCAACUGCACACGCGCGAAGCGGAGUUGCGGCGGUGCCGAGCUCAAAUCGACGUCGCCAAGCUGCAUGAGACCAACGAUACGACGCAGCAAUCGCCUCCAGCGGUCGUCGAGGCAAAACAUCCCGACGGCGCGAGUGAGGCUCAGGAGACGUGCAAAGCCGUCGGUCGACGUCGGCGGACACCCGAUUUGAAACUGGCUGGGAUGUUGGGCAAGGGACUGGACGACAUCCGAUCCGGCGUGUGCCUCGUCAUGUGAACCGAGCAAGCGCCGUCCAUGCCACACACACACACAGAUCAACCACACAUGAAUAUGAAAGCAGUUGGUGAGAAUGCGAAGCUGUGUUCCCUCGCGGCAGCAAUGCGAUCGCAACCACAGCAGAAGUAGACGUCGUUUGACGGCCAAUAUACGCCGUCGUCAUGUCGUCAUUCGUGCGACCGUCGAGCGGCGCCGUCAGCCACCACACAAACGGCACUGGCCCACGGACAACAGCGGGACCAUCCUUGGUGGCCACGGCGGGUGAGCUUCCAAGGUCGAGGCCGCCACCCGCGUCUCUGUGCACCCGCCGCGCGACCGCAGUUGAAUAUCGUUGAACCAAGAGCGACAGCACAUGCCACCACCACGGCC
This is a messenger RNA of Aphanomyces invadans, 3554 nucleotides long. RefSeq lists its product as hypothetical. Gene Ontology annotation, biological process: microtubule-based movement. Bases 33 to 3185 code for a protein of 1050 amino acids. Lineage: Eukaryota; Oomycota; Saprolegniomycetes; Saprolegniales; Verrucalvaceae. Gene Ontology annotation, cellular component: microtubule; kinesin complex. The record is from RefSeq and is a predicted model, not a curated record. The transcript is spliced from 12 exons. Gene Ontology annotation, molecular function: microtubule binding; ATP binding; ATP hydrolysis activity.